AGGGGUGGGCAGGCAGAGCCAGGCUCCUGAAGCUGGCAGGGGGCUUGAAAGGAGGUGCCAAGGAGUAAGGUUAAAGCACUAUCAGAGUUAAGGGCUGGGCACGGAGUUGUUCCGAUGUUCACGGAAGUGAAAGCGCGGGAGAGAGCACAGGGUGUGUGUGCAGAGGGUGUGUGCCCGGUGAGCCCCAUAGACGUGGCAGCUCAGGGUAGGGGCUGAGCUGGGGUGGCAGGCUCUCCUUUGCCCUGCCGGCCAGCAGUCCCGAGGGAGCCUUGCGCCGAGUGGACGAUGUACCAGGCUGACCGCUACCCAUGGCCUUCUCCCGCUGCGACCGGCUCAGCAGGGCAGGAACCCCAGCGGCAGUUCCCGGAGGUGCUGGGCGGGGCCCGGGAGCCCCCUCCAGGGGACGGGCUGCCCCUGCUCACCGCUAUCGUUGCUGUCUUUGUGCUGCUGGCAGUCUGUAUCGUGGUGGCCGUCCGCCUUGGGCCAAGACUACACCACGGCCAUGCGGCUCUCCCCACAGAACCACCAGCCCCAAAGCCGGAGGACGGCAUCUACCUCAUCCACUGGCGAGUGCUGGGCCCCCAGGACAGUCCUGAGGACGCCCAGCAGGGACCUCCGGUUCCUGGCUCCUGCCCUGUGCCAGAUGGGCCUAGGCUCAGCAUCGAUGAAGUCACAUAUCUUUAGGAGGGACAUUUUGGAAAGUUGGACUGACCUGG
Messenger RNA from Manis pentadactyla (Chinese pangolin), 716 nucleotides. It is a transcript of the gene SMIM33, whose product is annotated as small integral membrane protein 33. The transcript has 2 exons. NCBI's taxonomy places the organism in Eukaryota, Metazoa, Chordata, Mammalia, Pholidota, Manidae. The record is from RefSeq and is a predicted model, not a curated record. The coding region runs from base 286 to 684 and encodes 132 amino acids.